This is a messenger RNA of Sciurus carolinensis (gray squirrel), 7336 nucleotides long. It is a transcript of the gene Gse1, whose product is annotated as Gse1 coiled-coil protein. The coding region runs from base 93 to 6311 and encodes 2072 amino acids. The transcript is spliced from 17 exons. The record is from RefSeq and is a predicted model, not a curated record. NCBI's taxonomy places the organism in Eukaryota, Metazoa, Chordata, Mammalia, Rodentia, Sciuridae.
GCCGCGGCCCGCGCCGGCCGCCCGCCGCCAAACUUUGCGGCGCGCACACAUGCUCCAAGUUGGGCGCGGCGGCGGGCGCUAGGCGGGCGGCCAUGAGCGGGCGGCCGGCGCCGCUCUCCCGCAAGCAGCGGCUCAUGGCAGCCGUGGGCGAGCGGGCGGCGGGCGGCGGCGCGGCGCUCUCCUGCUUCAUCUGCGGCGGCGGCAUCGGGCGCGGCAAGGAGCUGAAGCUGCAGGUGAAGGAGCCGGCGGCGGCGGGCGCGGGGGCCCCGGCGCAGCCCUUCUUCCCGUUCCUGCAGCAGCAGGAGCCGGCGCCCGGCGCGCGCGAGCUGUCGCCGGCCGACGGCUGCGUGCUGGUGUGCGCCGUGUGCCGCUGCUUCCUGGGCGAGCAGUGGGCCGCCUUCGAGCGCGCGCGCACGCCGGUGGACAAGCGCAUGUACUGGCUCAAGCGGCCCCACCAGUGCGACGCGGGCGCCGGAGGGCGCCGCGGGGGCGCCGGGGCCCCCCGCGAGUGGAACGUCGCCUAUGCGCUGGGCAGCGCCGCCGGGGACGAGGACGACGACGGCGGCGGCCCGGGGCCCCGCGCGGCCGCCGAGGACACUCGAGACUCCGAGCUGUCGGAGCUGUCGGACACCGACCCCCUGUCGGAGCCCGACCCGGCCGCGCGCGACGCCAGCAGCCCUCUGCAGGACGCGCCGCCUGCUCCGCGGGCCAUGCUGGGACCCGGGCCCCGCGGGGGCCGCUGCCAGGAGUGGAGGCCGGCGCCGGGACCCCCUCCGGGACAGGGCGUAGAGCCCCUGGCGCAGGGCGAUGUGGAGGAGGGGGUCUCCUCGAAGCUCCACGCUGACGUGGAGCCCAAGACUGGAGUCAGGCGCCGGCGAAAGGGCGUUGGAAGGCACUGGGUUCCCGAGCCCCGGGCCAGCGUCCUGAGGGGCAUUCAAGACCUUUGGCAAAGCCCUCCGGGCCAGGCAGCCCCUACAGAUGGCAUGAAAGAAACUCACUCUGUCAAGGCCACCAAGCCCCAGGAGAGCAGGGCCCCUGGGGACUCUCUCCGGGGUUACUGCACAUCUGAGGACAGUGACAUCAACAUCACCAGUGAAGAAGAGGAACACAAGGAGCAGCCGGUCCCGGACCCCUGUGGCCCCAGAGAGAAGGGCAGCGGUGGUGGUGUCCCUCGGACUCUCCCGGAGAGCCAGGCUGUGCCACCAGAGGGCCUGUGCUGCUACGUCUGCGGGUCAGUUCUGUCCCCCGCCUCCCAGCACCAGGUCCACGUGCAGAAGCAGGAGAAGCUGGCCCAGGCGCCCUUCUUCCCCUUCCUCUGGCUGCACAGCCCGCCCCCAGGGGCGCAGCCCAUCAGCGAGGCGGGCAGCACCCUGGUCUGCUCCUGUUGCUUCUCCUCCCUCAUGCAGCAGUGGCAGAGCUUCGAGCUGGCCAGCGUGCCCGUCCUGCAGCGACUCUAUGUGGUGCCCCUGAACAGCCACGCCCCCGGCAUGGCCUCCAAGGGCAGGAGGCUCCCCAGGGAGGAGGCCCCCCCCACCAGGACCCUGCAGGAGGCCUGUUACCUCUGCGGGGAGGACUGCACCCAGGAUGCCCGGGCAGUGCCCUCCCGGGCCCUCAACGGCAGCGCCAGGAGCACCAUGCAUUUCCCCUUCCUCAGCCUCCUGCCCUGCCCACCCAAUGCCCGGGCCCCCAACAAGCGCUGCGAGGUCCGCAGCUGCCCCAAAUGCUUCAGCGUCCUGGAGGACGUCUGGGCCCUGUACCGGGCCUGCCAGAACCAGGAGCUCAUCACCUCUGUGCAGGGCUUCCUGGGCAGGUACCACCAGGCCUUCUCCGCCUCCGACCCUGCCCUCUGCGAGCCGCCCGCCUCUGCCCCAGGUACCGCGGCAUCCGUCUGCUACAUCUGCGGGGCGGAGCUGGGCCCCGGGAAGGAAUUCCAGCUCAACGUGAACCCCGCCAGCCGCCUGGGCGAGAAGGAGCCCUUCUUCCCCUUCCUCACUGUCUACCCGCCUGCCCCACGGGCAAGGCCAGCGGACUCCACCGGCCUGGUGGCCGCCUGUGUGCUCUGCUACCACGACCUGCUGGGCCAGUGGCUGCAGCACGAGGCCCGUGGGGCGCACCACGCCGUCAGCGCCUGGGCCCGGCAGUACCAGGUGGAGACCUUCGUGUGCUUCUUCUGCCAGCAGGAGAAGAAACGGCGUCUGGGGCUGCGGUCCGUGCGGGUGGCCCGGCUGCCCCUGUUCCUCUACACCCUGCGAGCCAGCCACAGCCUGCUGGUGGACGACGGGCGGCAGCUGAUCAUCGGGGCCUGCGUGGAAUGUGGGACCCUGGUGUGCGCGGGCCAAGGGCUCACCCGCCAGGGGCCUGGGGGCUGGGGCUCCCCAGUGGCGGCAGUGACGAAGGUCACCUCUGCAUCUCUGGAGGCAUCUGCAGCUGUCCACCCUCCUGCCCGUGAGCCGGAGUCACGGCCAGGCCCCUGCCAGGAGAGCCUUCCCCCCGGCCCCAGGACCACCCAAGAGCUGAGGCCACCACAGUGCCAGCAGAGUGGCCGGGACGGGGACAGACUAGACCUCACGGGCACAGGCAUGAGCCAUGAGCCCAAGUCCCCUUCACUAGGGAUGCUUUCCACCGCGACCAGGACCACCGCCACCGUCAACCCCCUCACCCCCUCACCACUCAAUGGCGCCCUGGUGCCCAGCGGCAGCCCGGCCACCAGCAGCACGCUGUCGGCCCAGGCUGCGCCGUCCUCCAGCUUUGCCGCCGCGCUGCGCAAGCUCGCCAAACAGGCGGAGGAGCCCAGAGGGUCAUCACUGAGCACCGAGUCGUCCCCCGUGUCCUCUCCGGCCACCAACCACAGCUCCCCCGCCAGCACACCCAAGCGUGUACCCAUGGGUCCCAUUAUCGUCCCUCCAGGGGGCCACAGCGUCCCCAGCACACCUCCCGUGGUGACCAUCGCCCCAACCAAGACUGUCAACGGAGUGUGGAGGAGCGAGAGCCGCCCUGACGCCGGCUCGAGGGGCAGCACCAGUGGUCGGGAGCGCCUCAUCGUGGAGCCGCCGCUGCCCCAGGAGAAGGCCGGGGGCCCCGCCCUCACGUCGCACCUGCUCAGCACCCCCUACCCCUUCGGCCUCUCACCCAGCUCCGUGGUGCAGGACUCACGCUUCCCACCACUCAACCUGCAGCGGCCCGUGCACCACGUGGUGCCACCUAGCACAGUGACGGAGGACUACCUGAGAAGCUUCCGGCCCUACCACACCGCGGAGGAUCUGCGCAUGUCCUCCCUGCCCCCGCUCAGCCUGGACCCGGCCACUGCCUACUACCACCCCAGCUACCUGGCCCCGCACCCCUUCCCCCACCCGGCCUUCAGGUGGCAGCCCCGAGCCUGGCCCACAGGCCUGUCGUCACAAGUGGACGGCCCUCAGGCACCACCUGGCCCAGCGGCAGUGUUGACCCAGGACUCCCUUCUCUGCAGGAUGGAGGACUCCUAUUGCCUGUCGGCCCUGAGGUCCCCGUUCUACCCCAUCCCCGCCCCCAGCUCCCUGCCCCCCCUGCACCCAUCGGCUGUGCACCUGCACCUCUCGGGGGUCCGCUACCCCCCCGAGCUCGCCCACUCGUCCCUUGCGGCACUGCACUCGGAGCGAAUGUCCAGCCUCAGCGCAGAGAGGCUACAGAUGGACGAGGAGCUGCGUCGGGAGCGAGAGCGGGAGCGGGAGCGGGAGGCCGACCGGGAGCGGGAGAAGGAGCGCGAGCGGGAGCGGGAGAAGGAGCGUGAGCGGGAGAAGGAGCUGGAGCGGGAGCGGGAGAAGGAGCGCGAGCGGGAGCUGGAGCGCCAGCGGGAGCAGCGUGCCCGGGAGAAGGAGCUGCUGGCCGCCAAGGCGCUGGAGCCGGCCUUCCUGCCUGUGACCGAGCUGCACGCACUGCGUGGCCACGCCCCCGAGGAGCGCGCCAAGCCCUCGGAGCAGCUGACCCCCACUCGCGCAGAGAAGCUGAAGGACGUGGGCCUGCAGGCGCCCAAGCCCGUGCAGCACCCCUUGCACCCAGUCCCCGCCCCGCACCACUCUGUACCCAGCCUCAUCUCCAACCACGGCAUCUUCUCCCUGCCGGGCAGCAGUGCCGCCACCGCCCUGCUGAUCCAGCGCACCAACGAGGAGGAGAAGUGGCUGGCGCGGCAGCGGCGGCUGCGGCAGGAGAAGGAAGACCGGCAGUCGCAGGUGUCCGAGUUCCGGCAGCAGGUGCUGGAGCAGCACCUGGACAUGGGCCGGCCCCCGGUGCCCCCAGAGGCAGAGCACCGGCCCGACAGCAGCAGGCCAGGACCAAACCGUCAUGAGCAGGGCAGCCGCGACCCUCCACAGCACUUUGGGGGGCCACCACCUCUCAUCUCACCGAAGCCUCAGCACCACACUGUGCCCACGGCCCUCUGGAACCCAGUGUCCAUGAUGGACACCACCUUGGAGACACGGCGGGCUGAGAGCCACUCUCUGCACAGCCACCCAGCUGCAUUUGAGCCCAGCCGCCAGGCUGCUGUGCCGCUGGUGAAGGUGGAGCGUGUCUACUGCCCGGAGAAGGCCGAGGAGCCCCGGAAGCGGGAGUCUGCCCCACUGGACAAGUACCAGCCCCCGCCGAGGGAGGCAGGAAGCCUAGAGCCCCAGGCCUUCCCCCACGGGCCCGGGCCCUUUCUCACCGAACUUGAGAAGUCUACGCAGACCAUUCUGGGUCAGCAGCGAGCCUCCCUCCCCCAGGCAGCCUCUUUCGGGGAGAUGAGUGGGCCCCUCAAGCCUGGUUCACCUUACCGGCACCCAACACCCAGGGGCCCUGAUCCUGCCUACAUCUACGAUGAGUUCCUACAGCAGCGCCGGAGGCUGGUCAGCAAGCUGGACCUGGAGGAGCGCCGGCGGCGAGAGGCACAGGAGAAAGGGUACUACUACGACCUUGAUGAGUCCUACGACGAGAGUGAUGAGGAGGAGGUCAGGGCCCACCUCCGCUGCGUGGCCGAGCAGCCGCCUCUCAAACUGGACACGUCCUCAGAGAAGCUAGAGUUUUUGCAACUUUUUGGCUUGACCACCCAACAGCAGAAGGAGGAACUGGUGGCCCAGAAGCGGAGGAAGCGGCGACGGAUGCUGAGAGAGAGGAGCCCCUCGCCCCCCGUGAUUCAGAGUAAGCGGCAGACGCCUUCGCCGAGACUGGCACUGUCUACCCGCUACAGCCCCGACGAGAUGAACAACAGUCCCAACUUCGAGGAGAAGAGGAAGUUCCUGACCAUCUUCAACCUGACCCACAUCAGUGCUGAGAAGAGGAAAGACAAAGAGAGACUUGUUGAAAUGCUCCGUGCCGUGAAGCAGAGGGCACUAUCAACAGCAGUGGCAGACUCGACAAACUCUCCGAGGGACAGUCCUGCCGUCUCCCUGAGCGAACCAGCCACACAGCCAGCUUCUCUGGAGACGGAUAAGCCUGUUGGGGUCGCUGGCUCCUUGUCUGAGAUCCCAAAGGCCACAGAGACUGGGAGACUGGAACAGCUCCGGCCCCAAGAGCUAUCGAGAGUCCAGGAGCCAGCUCCUACCAGCGGUGAGAAGGCCAGGCUGAGCGAGGCCCCUGGGGGCAAGAAGAACCUGAGCAUGCUUCAUUACAUCCGGGGUGCUGCACCCAAGGACAUCCCUGUGCCGUUGUCCCACAGCAUCAACGGGAAGAGCAAGCCGUGGGAGCCCUUCAUGGCAGAAGAGUUUGCGCAUCAGUUCCAUGAGUCCGUGCUGCAGUCCACCCAGAAGGCCCUGCAGAAGCAUAAAGGGAGUGUGGCUGUGCUGUCUGCAGAGCAGAACCACAAGAUUGACACAUCCGUCCACUACAACAUUCCUGAGCUGCAGUCCUCCAGUCGGGUCCCCCUGCCCCAGCAUAACGGGCAACAGGAGCUCCCAGCUGGGAGGAAGGGCCCUCCCACACAGGAGAUGGACCCAGACUCGGAGGAGGAGGAGGAGGAAGAGGAGGAGGGUGAGGAGGACAGUGAAGAGGAGGAGGAGGCGGCCCCCAGGCGCAAGUGGCAAGGGAUCGAGGCAAUUUUUGAAGCUUACCAGGAACAUGUGGAAGAGCAAAACCUGGAGCGGCAGGUGUUACAGACACAGUGCCGGCGGCUGGAGGCACAGCACUACAGCCUCAGUCUGGCAGCAGAGCAGCUUUCCCACAGCAUGGCGGAGUUGAGGAGCCAGAAGCAGAAGAUUGUCUCAGAGAGGGAGCGGCUCCAGGCAGAACUGGACCACUUACGGAAGUGCCUUGCCUUGCCCGCCAUGCACUGGCCCAGGGGCUACUUUAAGGGAUAUCCGAGGUGACGGUUUCCCUUGCACUAGGCCGAACCUAUAGUAUAGAAAAUUAUCUAUUUUAUUACCUUGAAUAUUUAAUAUUUUUCACUGGGAGGUUUGAAGCUUAAAAAAUGAGAAUGUGCCAUGCAUGAAGCAAAGGAUUCCAGGCUCCAGACGACAGUGAACCAACUCACCUUGACUUCAAUGCAGUUGAACCACCUCUUGUCACUCAGCGAGCAACCACUGUAGGACGCCCAUGGUUUUUCUUUCUAAAGGCGGUUUACUCCUCCUUCCCUGUCAUUCUUUUUUUAAUCUGGAAAUGAAGGCUCCAUUACCAACACUAAAACAAUAUCAUUUAUCGCCCCGGUGCGUGUGAUCAGAUCAGACCCAGCCGGUCGUUUCUCGCGUUGCCAUGUUACUGUGCCGCGAGAACUGGGUUUGCUCUUGCUGCAGCCCUGGAGGGGGCCUCAUUCCCCUGGGGAGUGGGUCUUGCUUCAGCUGAAGAGAAGGCUUGGGUACACUCUCACUAAAGGGCUUAUUUGUUACUUUUCUGCAAAAUUGUCUUCAAAGCAACAGGUCCUAGGAGCACACAGAGCAAUCCAAGGCUUCUGCCUGGAAACGCUCUCACCUAAAGAUACAGACCACGACUGAAGGUACCUUUUUAUUACUCCGUGGGGGAGAAUGUACAGAGCUCUAUGUAUACCUUUAUUCACACCCACCAAAUUGUUACUGCAGUGGGUGGUGUUUUCAUACAAACGUAAAUUUUGAGAGAAAAGUCAAAGGUGCUUCAGCCUUGUACUGUGUAUAUAUAUUAAAAAAAAGUUUUGUAUGUUUUUAUUACUUUAAUUAUUGUUAUAAAAAGCCUGCCAUUUUUAAUAUGUGGUUUGGGGGAUUUUGUUUUUCCUGUUUGGAGUUUUGUUUGUUUUGUUUUUUUUCUGGGCAAAAAAAAAAAAAAAAAAAUCCUUGCUUUUAGUGUUUGUACUGCUGCUGGUCAGGACAUUAAAAUAUUGACGUGUUUUUUAAAAAUUAAAAAAGAAGAAAAGUAAAAGAGCUUA